This is a messenger RNA of Colletotrichum scovillei, 3428 nucleotides long. Its product is annotated as eukaryotic aspartyl protease. Gene Ontology annotation, molecular function: aspartic-type endopeptidase activity. Lineage: Eukaryota; Fungi; Ascomycota; Sordariomycetes; Glomerellales; Glomerellaceae. The record is from RefSeq and is a predicted model, not a curated record. Gene Ontology annotation, biological process: proteolysis. Bases 452 to 3025 code for a protein of 857 amino acids. The transcript has 4 exons.
CUUGCUUGUUGCGGCACAGCCCUUGGCCGUAGUUGGCAGAGCGCGGGCUUGUCCUUGCUUGGAUGACCAUGGACGCUAUCUUGCUUUGGCUGCCACCCACUCAAUCCGAUGGAUGGCAGAAGUUAGUUUUUCCUGUUGAUCAUCCCGCAGAGUUCAAUUGCCCGUGGCCCCCUCUCCCCCUCCCAAUUUUUCUGCUCUUCACGGCUGAUCACUCGUUCGACCACAAAAUUUCUUAGCCUUGGGAUCCGUGAGGCAUUGGGAUAGGCACGCGGCAUACGGAUAUACGAAAGCGUUUCCCAAACACGGUUCGACGAUAGCUCUGGUUCAUGGAGACGCCCCUUCGCACGGCCAGCCCUUCCCCCGGGACGCUCAUGCACAUCGCAAAGACGCCCUGGUGACUCGGCGCACCUCGAAUGAACCACCCACCGGGUUCCGUCCCAAGAUCGACGACAUGCUUCCAACAAUCUUCGUCGCAACGGCGCUCGCUGGCGUCGUUCGCGCACAAAGUCAAUCCGCAGUUGCUCUCACUCCUUCAACCGACUGGUACGGCGUCGACGGCAACUGGUCAACAGUGAAGUUCCAAGUCGGCACGCCGGGACAGUCUGUCAAUGUUCUUGCGAGCACGUCCUUGUCUGAAUUCUGGGCUAUUGGAGCCGGUGGCUGUCUUGCAAAGGAGCCCUUGUGCAACACCGCCAGAGGCAACGUGUUCACCAUUGCCGACUCGAAAUCCUGGAAUCCGUUGGGCGCAUGGCAGCUUGGUCUUGAUUAUCUCGGCUAUGGUGGAAACGGCGACUAUGGACUGGACAAGCUUUCAAGCACGCUUUUGACUGGGGAUGGAAUGAGCAUGGACAACAUUGUGACCGCGUCAAUCAACAGCACCGACUACUAUCUUGGAUAUCUUGGACUCGGCAUCACCAAGGGCAGUUUUGGCAAUCAGGUUGCCGAAUCACCCUUAACGCAAGCGGUCAAGAAUUACGGAUGGAUCCCCAGUUACAGCUACGGCUAUACUGCUGGCGCCUACUAUAUGGGCAUGUCUGGCACGCCAUGCUCUGUCACUCUGGGAGGCUACGACGCGAGCCGUUUUGUCCCACAUAACAACGAAUUUUCCCUAGAUCCGAGCGAUGGCCUGCCUCACGCCCUGGUCCGUGGCGUCGAAGUUACCGUGCCACAAAGCAAGGAGAUGCCGAGCGGCUGGGAUGCCAAGACGAGAAUAUUGUCCAACAUGUCCACGUCUUUCAGUGCCAUGAUCGACAGCUCAACCCCCUUUCUUUGGCUCCCUGACGCUAUUUGCGAUGAAUUCGCUAGUGCAUUCAACCUGACCUACAACAACACCUUCAACCUGUAUACUCUCACCGAUGAACAGUAUGCCAACUUUAAGGCCGGCGCAUCUUCUUACUCGUUCACUUUCUCCUUUUCUAGCCAUGACAACAGUGACGACUUUGGCCACCCUCUCACCGUACCGGGCGUGGUCAACAUUACAAUCACAGCUGCAGCCUUCGCGCAAGUUUUGCGAUAUCCAUUUCAGAGCGAGACGAUCAAAUAUGGCGAACCUUCAGUUCCUUACUUCCCUCUUCGAAGAGCCUCCAACUUGACGAAUACGUUCAUCAUCGGAAGGUCGUUUCUCCAAGAAGCUUACUUGAUUACCAAGUACGAUACAGGCGUAUUCUCUCUCCACCAGGCCCUGUUCCCGGAUGCACCUCUGCAAUCAUUUCAGCUGAAGAGUAUUGUGCAGCCUAGCAAUAGCCCUUUCCCACCGCCGGCCCAGGUGAAUUCACAUACAGGUCUCUCGACAGCGCAAAUGGGUGGCAUUGCGGCAGGCGUGAUCGCCGCUUGCCUGAUAAUGCUUGCUGGCUUCUUUUUCUACCGUCGCCGCCAGCGAAAGAAGCAGGAGAUGACUAGGUCGUUGGAAGAUGGGAAAGAUGCCGCAUCGUCAAUUAUGCCAGAGUCGCCAAGAAGCCCCAUGGCCAAGUUCUUCACAAAAGUGCGGGGCAAAAAGAAGACUCAGCGCGUAUCGACACAUGAAGUGAUGGGCAGCACAGCCCAGCCUGUGGAAGUUGCGGCUGAUGCUAAUCAUGCAGUGUACGAGUUGCCUGCACCGAUAGGUCCGGUCGAGCUGGAUGGAGAGGACAAUAAGUCGGUACAUGAGCACACCGAAUUCGGGACGGAAGACACGCAAGAUGUGAGCGCCUACGAGCUUGCGAGGAGAAAAGUGGAAUUCCAACUUCAAGGCCCUGUCCCGGCGUACUCCCCUCCAGAGAAUCCGGCCGACUUUCCGCCUGCCGAGAAGCCGAUGCAGUACACGAGCCCUGUCGCGACUUUCAGACCUGAAGAGUUUGGGUUGUUGCCUGCUUCGUCCCCGGCAUCUGCCUCUUCGCCUUCGUCUCCCACAGUAUGCGAAAACUCUUCAUCAACCCAUGGCUCCUUGCCAUCGCCAAUGAGCCCCCGCGCUGGAGAAUGGACGAACCGCCUAUCUGAUCUCCCAUCACCCCUGACAGAAGGCCCGUCGUACCCAUCACCAACCUUCACUGUCAGCAACCCCGGCAACACACUGCCUCAGCCUGUGUCUCCCGAGAGCGAGGCGUUUACGGCGACCUGCGCCACCUUCUCACCUAUGCCGCCAAACGUUCCUCUGCCUACCCUUCCUUCACCGCCUCCAUCAACCCAUCAAAGAGCACCAAUCGACCCGUCAAAUAUCGUCUGCUUGGGCCCUUUGCCAGAGAACGUGUCUCUUCCAGAGCCCGAGGUGUUUCCCCCUCCGCUGGCAUACUCUCAAGGGACGAACCUUGCCGUGCCUGAGGAUCUCACUGCUCAUCGCCUAUCUACCGAUACUUUGGGAAGCAACUGGACCGAGUUCGAGGAGGAGCUCAUGGCUCAGGACAACCUGACGAGACAAGUGAGCCUACCAGAUGAGGAGAGGAGUCAGCAAGCGGAAUCAACCUCUUUGCGAAGCCUGCAACGCCUCGACGGCUUCGAAUUCAUCCACAUUCCUCAGAUGGCAGAGCGUCGCUACAGCUGGGAGAACUAACAACAUGAAAAGCCUGCCAUUCUUUCCGGAAAAAAUGACUUGAUCUUUACAAAUAACCACUUAUAAUGCACGACUGCAGAGAAAGCGGCCGGCACUAUUUCUACUUCUUUCUUUCUUUCUUUUUCAGCAGUCCGAUUUUCUUCAGAUUUGAAUCAAUCAAGAUACAGCGAAGGAGUUUGGGAUAAAAUGUCUCCCCAGAAAGGGAGACACAGGGAUAUCAGCAUGCAGACAUGCCGGCGUUUAGGUGCCCAUAAAAUUGGGCCUGGGAAAGGACUUGGUUGAUUGCGGGAAGCGGGAAGAUUACCCCAGAUGGAGAUGGAGAGUGGAGAGCCUAGCUACGAGCAGAUUCGAACCAGGAACUUGGGAUUUGUUUGCGAUAUGCUCAAAAAGGAACGAGAUAGGG